Messenger RNA from Racocetra persica, 259 nucleotides. The record is from the annotation of a GenBank genome assembly. NCBI's taxonomy places the organism in Eukaryota, Fungi, Glomeromycota, Glomeromycetes, Diversisporales, Gigasporaceae.
GCCAUAUUAUCAACAUGUACCUUAUAAAAAGUAUUGGGCUGGAUACGAAAGUAUAAUGAAAUCUUAUGAUGGACGACCUCAUUGGGCAAAGGCACAUACAAUGUUCAAACAUGAACUUGAAAAAGCAUAUCCAAAAUUUCAAGAUUUUAUAAAACUUCAAAAACAGUUAGAUCCUACUGGAUUAUUUCUAAAUCCUUAUUUAAAGAGACAUUUCUUUGGAGAGAACGUUGAUUUAAAAAGUCUUCAAUCGAGACUGUGA